Molecule: messenger RNA, 3103 nt
Organism: Calypte anna (Anna's hummingbird)
Lineage: Eukaryota; Metazoa; Chordata; Aves; Apodiformes; Trochilidae
Gene: UEVLD
Product: UEV and lactate/malate dehyrogenase domains
Exons: 12
Coding region: 39-1478 (479 amino acids)
Biological process (GO): endosome to lysosome transport; carboxylic acid metabolic process; protein modification process
Cellular component (GO): ESCRT I complex
Molecular function (GO): ubiquitin binding; oxidoreductase activity, acting on the CH-OH group of donors, NAD or NADP as acceptor
Source: RefSeq, a predicted model, not a curated record
GGGGCGGGCGGAGCGCGCGGGGUCUGCCGGGAGCCGCCAUGGCGCUGUCGGAGGAUGCGCUGCGGAAGCAGCUGGGGAAGUAUAAGUUCAGAGACCUGACCAUAGAAGAAAUGAAGAAUGUUAACAAGAUCUACCCAAACUUCACAUUCUCCAUUAACACCUACACCUUCAAGGAUGGAUCCCAGAAGGACCUCCUGAAUUUUAGUGGUACUGUUCCAGUGAAAUAUGGUAAUUCCUAUAACAUACCAAUUCAUCUGUGGAUUCUGGAUUCUCAUCCCUUUGCUCCCCCCAUUUGCUACUUGAAGCCAACCAUGAACAUGGGCAUUGCAGUGGGGAAGCACGUGGAUGCCCAUGGCAGGAUUUAUUUGCCCUACCUGCAGAACUGGAGCCAUCCAAAAUCAACUGUCAUUGGAUUAAUCAAGGAAAUGAUUGCAAAAUUUGAGGAAGAGCUCCCUUUAUAUUCACUGUCACCUCUGGAUGCAGCCAGACAAUCAGAACUUCUCUCCUACAUUGCAAAUAUUACUGAAGGAGACACUGACAUGAAAUCCAAGAGUAAAAUUUGUGGUGGCAAAUAUGAAGGAUGUUUUAACAAGAUUACUGUUGUUGGGGCUGGAGAUCUUGGCAUUGCAUGUGUGCUAGCUGUUGCAGCAAAGGGUGCUGCAGACAAGGUGGUUCUUCUGGACCUUUCUGAAGGUGCAGCAAAAGGAGGGACCAUGGACCUGGAGAUCUUUGCUCUGCCAAAUGUGGAGAUCAGCAAAGAUUUUUCUGCUUCAGCUGAUUCAAAAGUUGUGAUACUUACAGUUAAUUCUCUGGGUAAUGCUCAGACUUACCUUGAUGUCAUACAAAGCAACGUGGAUUUGUUUGGAGGAAUUAUCCCAGCAAUAUCCCACUACAGUCAGAAUGCUGUUCUCCUUGUUGCUUCUCAUCCAGUUGAAGUAAUGACAUACGUGUCAUGGAAGCUGAGUGCAUUUCCCCAAAACAGAGUUAUUGGAGUAGGUGCCAGCCUAGAUACUGAGAGAUUCCAGUACAUACUGACAAACCUUCUGAAAGCACAGCUGCUGGCAAAAGAUGCUUGGAUUGUUGGUGAACAAGGUGAAGACAAAGUACCAGCAUGGACCAGCUGUAAUUUAUUUGCAAAUCAAACUGAAGCAAUGACUGCUCGUAACCUAAGGGAAAAGGUGGCUAACAGAGCUAUGGAAGUUCUAAAGGAAAAAGGGCAGAGGUCUUGGUCUGUUGGGCUCUCAGUUGCUGAUUUGACUGACAGUAUACUGAGAGAUAAAAGAAAAGUUCAUUCUGUAUCCACUCUGGCAAAGGGAUGUUGCAAUAUAAACAGUGAAGUGUUCUUAAGCCUCCCCUGUAUUCUUGGAACCAACGGAGUGAUUGAAAUGGUCAAACUAGAAGAAGAUCCACUAGUGCAAGAGAAGCUGCAGAGCUGUGCAGGAUCAAUUCAUGACCUUCAGCAGCAGCUGAAACUGUAAGCAAGCAGGAGGGAAGCCACAGUGUCUGCUCACAGGGUGGACAUUUGCUAGGCACAAAGGUUUGCUUGGUAUAUACACAGGUUUCUAUGUAAAACAAGAAGGCUUUUUACUUUACUUUCAAAAAGUGCUUUUCCAGUUUUGGUUUAAAUAUUUAAUACUGCCCUGCACAGUAAUUUCUUUUUUUUUUGAAAGGUGCACUUUUGUGAGCCAGACUGAGGUGGGGAAACGUGUAAGAAUGCUUUACCUACAUUAAGGUGACUUCUGCCUGUUGUUUUUUGUUGCUACUUAUAGCUUGCUUCUUGAGUUGUUCUUAGCUCUUUGCACCCCUAUUAGGACACAGUCUUGGAGAGCAGCUCACCCAGCUCUGCAGAAGCUCCAGAGCCAAACAGAACUCUUCCUCCUGCUUUUGCAGGGCUGCAUCAGUAAAUAUGGCCAGUAAAGACAGCCACACUCCAGCUCUUCAGAGCACCACGGGCUGCAGGUUGCUGGAUCUUUCAUUCCUGUCACAGAUGCUCUGACAUCAGUGUGAGGGGGAAAGCUAAAAGCAUGAUGUUAGCAGCAUCCUGCAAACCCAGAGUAUUGGACAGGAAUUUCUGUUGUGUGUUUACUGAAAUCUGAGACUUGUGGUCAUGACUUGUUUGCUCUGGUUUUGUAAGGGUGUUCAGAGGCAGCUGCAGUUCCCAGUACAUCUGUGGCACAGCACUGGAGCAGCAGGUGCCCUUCCUGGAAGGGAGGAGCAGAAUAAAACCUGACAGUGAAGUAGCACAGGAGUAUCUGUGAGGUCAGGCCUGGUUCCAAAUCAAGCUGAUGUCAGUAAGCUUUGCACCCUCAGCCUGAGGAGGCAAGAGAACCUGUAACCCUGCUCAGGGGAGGCCAGGGGUGCAGUGAAAAGGCAGGAGGUGUAUUUGCAGAUCAGUAAAGCAGGGGUUUAAGAUAGGGGGGUUCUGAGCAUUCUGACCUCUUGAUUCACUGCUCUGGUACAUGGCUGCAUUCACCUCAGCACCAGGAUGCAGGCAGAGGAGAUGUGGGCUCCACUUGUGCAGUGUCAGAAUUGGCAAGUGUGACUGCUUUAAUAAUGGGGAAGCUGUCUAAGCAAAAGCAGGAUCUGUGUCAGAGCAAAACCCCAAUCCCUUUGUGCCUUCCAGCUGUAGCUCACUAAGAACCAAACUCACAAGGAAUUCCGAGCUAAUGCAGAGCUCAGAAUUAAGAUAAAAGCAGAAGGGAAAAAGUCAGUAAUGCAGAAUUGGUUGUGUUGCUUUUCUUUCACGGAAUACUCGGGUUUCCUUCUCGGUGAUCAGGAGGGGCAGGAGGGGAGGUGAUGGCUGCAGGGACUCAACUUUGGUGCUACCUGAGCAAACCCCACCCCAGCGGGGCAGGACUGAGGGGUGCUCAGCUUUUAUUCUCUGACUUUGGGAGAAGCUGCAUAAGACCGUGGGUUCCCGUUGUUCUCCAGGGUGCUGUGUUCCAUCUGUUGGGCGUUUAUUUUCGUGUGAAAACGCCGGGUUUUGGGGUUCUUCGGGGGGCUUUUAGUGACUGUUUUCAUUAUCAAAAGCCGCAGAGUCUUGCAGAGCUGUCGUGUAGGUUGAUGCUUGUGUUAUAAAACAACUGAUCUUGCCUAUUGCGCA